AUGGGCAACAUCUGCUCCCGCUCGUCCAACGAGCCCGAAGCAUUCGCCAGUCCAGGACAUGUAGUCGGCGCACCGACCCAGUCCAAACCAGCCCCACGCGCUACAAUCCCCGCAAGCAAAAGUUGGAAAUCUACACCGGGGCGCACAUUAGGCGAAACCUCACUGGGUGGGACGCAAGGGGGAGCCGGAAUAGAUGAGGCGCGGUCUAAUGCCGCCAUUGCGGCACAGAAACGGGCCGAAGCUGCCUCAUCGGCUAGUAGGGGAAAGCUUGGGUCUAAGCUAGCUGCCCAGAAGGCUAAGACUCCUGCACAAACUUUGAAUGAGGCAAGCCAGACUGAGCGGGCUGCUCGAGAUGCCGAUGACCAGGCAGUCGCGCGACAAUGGGAGUAA
Molecule: messenger RNA, 390 nt
Organism: Penicillium taxi
Lineage: Eukaryota; Fungi; Ascomycota; Eurotiomycetes; Eurotiales; Aspergillaceae
Exons: 2
Coding region: 1-390 (129 amino acids)
Source: RefSeq, a predicted model, not a curated record